This is a messenger RNA of Leptomonas pyrrhocoris, 642 nucleotides long. RefSeq names its product putative mitochondrial GINS complex subunit Psf3. Lineage: Eukaryota; Euglenozoa; Kinetoplastea; Trypanosomatida; Trypanosomatidae. The coding region runs from base 82 to 642 and encodes 186 amino acids. Gene Ontology annotation, cellular component: GINS complex. Gene Ontology annotation, biological process: mitotic DNA replication initiation. The transcript has a single exon. The record is from RefSeq and is a predicted model, not a curated record.
AGUACACACACACAUCAAUUGUUAGAGUCACAUAGAAAGACACAUAGAAUCUAUCUCAUCUCCCCUCGCUCUGUUUGCAAUAUGAUCCGCAGUCACUUUGACCUGGACGAUAUCGGCGCCGCGGAAGAACUCGUCCCCGUGACGUUCACCGUUCCGUCCUUCAACAUGGGGAAAGACCUCACAGUGCGCACCGUGGAAGGGGAGGCGGUGAACGAGGUGGCUGCGGGCUGCAUCACGGCCAUGCCGCUAUGGGCAGCAGGCGCCCUUCGCGCAGACGGCUACGUCAGCGUGCACGCCCCACACAAGUUCUCCCUUGCCACCUUUCGCGAGUUUAAAACCGAUCCGCUGGCGCCCAGUCUGCAUCGCAAGUCUCCUUACUUCUACAAAGCUGGUCUGCAGCUGUGCCGUCUGCUGAGCAACCCCACAUCCAAUGGGCAUAUGAGCGCGGAGGGCAACCGGCUUGCGGCCCAGCUCUUCCGUCUCUACCAGCUCCGCUACCUUCGCAUCAUCUUUGCGGCCGCGAAGAAAGGCUUUGACCUCAACGACGUGCGGGACAAGUUGGAGGAGUCCGAGCGGAACCUCCUCGACGCCUACCUGCGUGGCCAGGCUGAGGAGGCGGUGUGGUAUGCUAGCUUUACGUAA